Molecule: messenger RNA, 5480 nt
Organism: Poeciliopsis prolifica (blackstripe livebearer)
Lineage: Eukaryota; Metazoa; Chordata; Actinopteri; Cyprinodontiformes; Poeciliidae
Product: zinc finger protein 638-like
Exons: 28
Coding region: 396-5315 (1639 amino acids)
Molecular function (GO): nucleic acid binding
Source: RefSeq, a predicted model, not a curated record
AAUAGAUUCGCCAUCUUCAAACUGGCUCACCUGCCAGUUGAUAAUGAAUGUGAAAAAAAACAAAACAAAAAAAGUGACAAACGGUGGUUAAUUUUGUAUGAGUAAGCUGAAAGAAAACCAACUAAAGCGCCGUGGCUGCUGGAGCAUUUGCUACAAAGAAGAUUUGGUCAUUUGUUUCCUGUUGUAGCUGGUAGCUUUGCAUCAAUGUGGACAGCAAGGCUAUCAGUUUAACACCAAGCAUUGUAGCAACGCCAAGCUGUGACGCAAUGUUUUCAUUUCAACUUCUCUAACCAUCACCCUUCAUUCAUUUCCUGAUAUUUAUAACAUCCACACUGGGAAGCACAGAUUUGAAAUCUUUCACGGUAGAAACACUUGUUUCUAAAACAUAAAAAAAUAUGCUUUCUUCUUCAAAUUACUCUUCUUCUGAAGGACCUUCAAACUUGGAUGAUUCUAGUUCUUGCACAAUGAAUUCAUCAUGUUUUACAGAUGAAAGUACAAGUAUAAAUGAUAAUAGAGUCGAUAUCGGCAAGAAACAAGACAACCAUGACAAAGCUGGGCCAGAGCAACCCUCUCCUUACCCCGAUAGCCCAGAGAAUAUUCUAGAACUGGCCACCAAGAUCCUCCAACGGUUUGGGCUUGAAAAAGAAGAUUUAGAAAAUCUCCUCUCCUACCCUGAAGACCAGAUCACUGUAACAAAUCUGCCUGCCAUCUUGGAGCAAAUUUGCAUUAUGAAGAAAAAGAAAACAACUGAUGGUUCAAACUUUCCACGUGUCACAAGCACAACUGGAUUUGACCAUUUUUGUUGUUCAGAAGGUGAACAGAUUCACAGAGUCAAUCAAAAUGUUGUAUUUGAUGGAGUUUUGGAAGAAACCAGUAAAAGAAGGAGCUCAGCAGAGGGGAAAAACUGGGGUUUACAUGAUCAGAAAAGCUCUUCCACCAGUUCUAGCUCAGUCAGGACCUUUGUGGACCAUCCACCCAGUAAUUUGAAUAACUUGCAGACCCAACCAAAUCAGAGUUUACAAUCCAUUCUCUCCUCGUUUCCUCUGGUGACGCAAGAAACCGAUAGAAGUUCUUCCAACUCUGAAGGAUCUGAACUAAAAUCCAACUGGAGUUCAACACCUGAAAUGAAACUAAUUGCUGAAAUGAAGGAAUUUGUUUCAAUACCUGGAGACGGAGACCCUGACCAAGCCAUUAAUGACAUGUGCAAAAAUGACAGUAAAACUCAUGGACAAGUUACAGAAGUUGUAGAGAAGAAUAACAUGUCAAAGCAGAAAUACCAGAAAAUACAAAGUUACUCUGAUUUAAAUCCAGUUCCUUCUCCAUCCAUGAGGCCAACGUGUCCGCCGGAGGCAGCGUCCACCCAGUGGCUGCUGCCGCCUUCAGGCAGAGCGUUCCUACCUGAUCCAACUGGUUUCAAUGGUCUACCUCCACAAGCCAUGAUGGAGGAUUAUGUUGCUGCCAUGCCGGGAGCGUUCCCACACAUCUGCUCUCUCUGCAGAAUAGUGUGCGUUAAUAUUGAGGACUGGAUCAUCCACCAGAAUAUCAGCUUUCAUAUCAAGGCCUGCAUUCUCCUCCGCAAAACAUUUCCAAACUGGGAUUGUACAGUACCACUGUUUGAGAGUUUUCCUGAUAAAGACGCCUCCGCCUCUGCUCAGACAUCCCAGCGUUACGAUCACAGUAUUGGGUCCAGAUCCAGAUCCAUCAGUCCAUCCAGACUGGAGGAUAAAUGUUGCAGAUCCAGGAGCAGUUCCUGCUCUCCAGGCACUUAUUUCCGCAAUGCUUGGAUGGAAAGAAGCAGACCAGAGGAGCGGGAGGAUCCAAACAUUCGCAGAUCUGUCUCACCAUCUUCAAUGUGGCGUGGCCGUUCGGAUUCGAGGAGCCAUCAGAGGCGAUCUUCAUCCGUGAGAAGCAAGAAGGAAAAGUCUUCACCCAACCGGAGACACAACAGAUCAACAAUGCUGAGGUCGAGCACAGUAGAGCAGCUAACCAAAAAGCUGCUGAGAACAUCAGCUGUCCAGUCGCUUAUGAAGAAACCGAAAAUCAAAACUGUGGUCAGAACUCUGGUUCCCAUCAUCUUGGCUGAACUCAGGAACCUGAAAUCCUCUUCUUCAUCAUUAUCUUCUCAUUCAUCAAAGAAGAAAUUGGAUUCAAAUUUGACCAAAGUGAAAUCUGACCUUCAGAUCGGUGAACCUGGCUCUUCCAGUAAGCCUGAGGUCGAUGCACCAAAAGUGAAAAGGAUGAAGAGCCUCGAUAUUCAAGAAACAUCAGUCACUGUGGUUGAAGAAAAAGAGAAGCAAUUACCUGAGGAAUCAAAAGUCCUCAGACGACCAACAAAACCUGUGUCCAGCACUGAUCUGGCUCUACAUUCAACUAGAAAUAAUGCGGCUUUACCAAAAAGAAGGAUGAGAACAAGCAGAUGCAUCUCAAAAACAAAAGCUUUGGUUUUCAAAUCAAGAACUAUCCUAACCCGGCAGAUUGCCAGAUCUCUAAAGCUUCCAGGAUCUAUAAAGUUGAUGUUUACAAAGAAGAAAGUGGCUGGUAGAGACUCCAGAAAAACACAAAAAGAGUUGAAACAAUCUCUAAAGGGACUGCAAGAAAAAACUACAGAAGAAAUGAGACAGAAACCUAAAAUUGGAGUAAAACAGGAAGAUGGGGGUGUGAAGAAAGAAGAAAAUGAAGAUGUUAUGGAGGCAGAAAACCUGGAAACUCUUUGUACCGAAGAGUUGAAAGAUGCUGAAACUCUGAAACAUCUGCAAAUAAGAUCAGCACAUUGUGUGGAGCUUAAAACUACAACUGCAGGUGAACCACAGAGGAGUUUAUGCAGUAAGCCAGUAGAGAGUUACGCAUCAAGCUGCUCCGCUUUUACACCAGAACCAGCUGAUCUGCCUCAGACCGAACAGAAUCUCCUCAAAGCUUCAGUUGGUUCAUCAUCACAGAGUCGGAGUGAAAAUCAGAUUUUGAAAAAGGGAACUUCGCCUGAUUUCAAGCAAAAAGAGAAGAAAAAAAGAAAGAAAAAAGCUACCAAAAAGAGUCCUUCAGCUGCCAUCCUGACCUUCAAAGAACACCUGGUGAAAUGUCUGAGUGAAAAACAAAUUGGUUGUUUAAGCAGGAGAACCAUUAUGUCUCCGAAGCUGGUUUCCCUCGAUGCAAAAGUGCUGCUCAUAAAAAACCUGCCCAGCUAUUUCGACGGCUGCUACAGAGAGGAUGAAGUUGCUGAUCUGCUCCGCCCGUUUGGCUUCGUCUUUAAGGGGAGCAACAUCUACGUUAUUCCUGAAAAGUGCAUGGCGUUUGCCCUGAUGCCGUCUGUGAAAACUGUUCAAGACGUCGUGGCUUAUUCCGACCAGAACCACAUAGUUUUCAAAGGAUAUAAACUAACAGUCGAAGUUGUUCACGACAUGGUUUCCAUGACGCCAUUGGGCUUUUAUUCAUUUCUGAUCAAAAGGACCCAUGCUAAACUGAAGGCUGAUGGAGGAAAUUUGAUCUUCAUCCACAACGUCUCCCAGAGCGAAGUCGGCACUCUGAGGGAAACUCUGAUAAAAAUCGGAAGUGUGACACGAUACCUGCCUCUUCUGAACAAGGUUUUUGUUGAAUUUGAAAACAGACGGGAGGCGGACAUGUUGGGAGUUUGGUACAGCCUGCUGAAGCGCUCUCCAGGUCAUCAAGUCUACAGGAUGAAAAUACCUCACAGCAACAGUCUGUCUCCAUCACCAAACAAAGCUUUGCCGGACGGCAAUAACACCAUCGAUGGCGCCAUCAUCCCGACUUUACAACGUGCCGUUCCUGAGGGCAGCACUCCUCCGUUCUGGAUCACCAUGACAACUGAGCCUUUAGUGUUUCCCACCCACUGUCCCUGGUUCAACAUCCCAGAUUAUCUGACAGUCAGUUCGAAUGUUUCAAAGAAAACCAUCAGACAGGCCUCAAAGUUCUGCACCGUCAUGCUAACGGGUUUGCCUGAGAGUAACUAUACCCACCAGGACGUCGCUAAGCUAGUGUGGAAACAUUUCCCCAAACAGAAUCUGCAGACUCUGUUCUACAACGUGGUGGUUUUACCACUGCAGAGGAGGGCCUUUGUGUUUUUCAGCAGCUGGGACGACUGCAGUGAUUUUGUCAUAAAUCACAUCAUGACUCCAGUUUCUGUGAAGGGCUCCAUGCUCAGCGUUCACCUGGUGUUGGAGGACAUGCAGCCCGGAUUCAGUGAGGAGACAAUGUAUCGAUCUGUGAUGAAGUGGAGCAACGCUCACAUUUCUGAGCUGCAGCCUCUGGAGGACCGGCUGCUCUGCGUGGAGAUCUCUGACCCUUCAACUCAGCUCGUCAUGGUGGUCAUGAAACAAGUCGCAAGCGUUGUUGCUUUCAUCAACUUCCUGCCGCUCGCUAACAGGAUUGUGAUUGAAUUGGCUGAACCAAGCGGAGUAUCAGCAGCUGUUCUCCAAAUCUUACUGAACUCCUCACCAGAACACCAGCUGUGGAGCAAAGUCACACAUAUUGAACUUUUGAAGACUCUGAAGGGGCGUCUUCGAGACGCCAGUGAGGCUGUGAUAAACCUUGAAUCGGACUCAUCGUUGAAACCAGCGGCUGCAUCAGAAUCCAAACCAGACAAGAGAAACCUUCGUUCAGAACCAGAAACGCCAUCAGAGAAUUUUUCUCCAAAGAGGAGGAAGCUGGUGGAGCUGAGUGACCAAUCCCAUAUUCCUACCAAUAAAUAUGAAAAUGAAACAACCUGGAUAAAACGUGAGGAAGACCAGACCAAAAACAAGACUAAAGUCCAGAAACCAGAACGUUUGUCCAACCUUCUGUCUGAAGACUUUAAACUUUACCAAACGAUGAAGUCAGAAACUAACGGAGAGAGCAUCGCUGCCGCCUCAAGAGACAAAGAACCAACCAGAACCACCAAUCGACCCAAAGGUAAAAAAAUGGUUCACAAGACGAAAAGGUUUAGAUUUCAUCCACAAAGACGAGCUGGAAACAUUUCCAAAAAGAAAGCGACAAAAGACGAAAAGAAGGAAGCAAAUGAGGAGGAAAAGCCAGCAAACGAAACAAGAAAGAAAGAAACAAAGUCAUCUUUGAAAGUUCACAGGAAUCUGGAUGGAGUGAAAGAGGAAGUCGAUGUGAAGAAGGAAGACUUGAGGGAAAACCUUAAGAAUGAGGAAAACUCAGCCGCUGAGUUUGUGGAGCCCGUAUCGGGUUUUUUCUGCGCCGUUUGUUCGGUUUUCUUCCUGGACGAGAACGCAGCCGAGGAUCGGCACUGCUGCAGCCACGCUCACCUCGACAACCUGCAGAUUCAUUACCAGAAACUUUUACAACAUUCAUCUGAUUAAUCUGAGGAAGGAUGUGAAGUCAGAAAUCCAACCCUGGGAAUUUUCUGACGGUUCCUGCUGGAGCUCCUGGUAAUGUUUCUGAAACGAGGAGGAGAAAAGCGUCACGGCGAGGCGGCCGACGCGCCAAGGUCACGUUUUCUACGUCUGUUUCCUUUUACCUGCAGG